This is a messenger RNA of Diplodia corticola, 1869 nucleotides long. Its product is annotated as heterokaryon incompatibility protein. NCBI's taxonomy places the organism in Eukaryota, Fungi, Ascomycota, Dothideomycetes, Botryosphaeriales, Botryosphaeriaceae. Bases 1 to 1869 code for a protein of 622 amino acids. The record is from RefSeq and is a predicted model, not a curated record. The transcript is spliced from 2 exons.
AUGGACCCGCCCGCCGCUCAGUUGUGCGCAGCAUGCACCAAAGUGAUCCAACAAAUUUCUGUACACGACCCCAACGGCUUAGGAGACCGUCACUUAUCUGAUCUUGCGGCUUCCGCAUCCUCCUGCUCCCUUUGCUACCUCACAAAAAAAGCCUUCGAAGAUGCAGGCUACGAGAAGGACCUGGAACCUCGUGACGAUGAGGAAGGCCGCCGGCUGCUGGAAGCACGCUAUCUCCAGUUCUGGGUUCGGCCGGCCGAUGUGAAAGACGCCGUCGACUACACCGAUGACGACAUGCCGGGCAUAUGCAGCCCAGCAGCCACAUCCGGCAAAGUCUACUCAGGCCCAAACAUCACCUCCUCCGGCUCACCCUCCUCUUUUGCCCACAUCAACAACCUCAUCUCCGGCUGCAUCGCCCAACACCCCGAGUGCGCCCUCACCCUCGACGGCACCCUAAUCGACGAGUCCCAGCCUCCCGCCCUCCCCACCCGCAUCCUCGACCUCGGCGACCCGAGCCUCUCGUCCCCCUCGAUCCGCCUCCUCGAAACGCAGCCAGGACAACGGGGCCACUACGCCGCCCUCUCCUACUGCUGGGGCCCACCCUCGUCCCACCCGCCGACGACGACCAGCGCGAACCUCGCCGCCCACACCGCGGGCAUCGCCGUAGCCAGCCUCCCCGCGACGUUCCAGGACGCCGUCCAGGCAACGCGAGAGCUCGGCCUCCGCCACCUCUGGAUCGACUCCCUCUGCAUCGUCCAAGACAACGAGUCCGACUGGCGCCGCGAAGCCGCCCGCAUGGGCCCCGUCUACUCGCGCGCCCGCGUCGUCCUCGCCGCCUCCGACGCCGCCACCCCCUCCUCCGGCAUCUUCCGCCAGUACCCCGCCCGCCCCGCCGUCACGCUGCCCUUCCUCGACGCGGCCACCGGCGCCGCGGCCGGCGUCGUGCGCGCGGAGCUGCGCCCGCCCGCCGCCGUCCUCAGCCCCGACUCGGAGCACGCCCCGCUCAACGCCCGCGCCUGGGCCACCCAGGAGUACGUCCUCGCCCGCCGCAUCGUCUACUUCACGCGGGGCGCCGCCGUGUGGAGCUGCCGCCGCUGCCGCAAGCGCGCCCUGUGGGACGACGGCGUGCUGGACUACGCGUACGGCCGCACAAAGACGGACUGGGCGCGCCUGGUCACCGAGUUCUCGACCAGGCAGUGCGCGGUGCUGACGGAUCGGCUGGUCGCGCUGGGCGGCGUGGUGGAAGAGCUGGCCAGGCUGAGGGGCAGCGGCAAGCAAGAGCUGCCCGAGUGCGUGUACGGGCUGUGGACGGAUGCGUUGGCCACCCAUCUCAUGUGGUCGCGCCUCGGCCGGCCGGGCGAGCUGAGCAGGCCGCCUGAGCUGAAGGGCGUGGCGCCGACUUGGUCGUGGGCGUCGACCCUCGGUGGCGUGGGCCUCAUGUCGGAGGAGAGAUACAGUGACGACGGCCCGGAGGUGCGUGCGCAGUUGGCGGUCGAGAGUGGCGGGGAGGACGAGGGAAAGAAGCGGAGGAUCAGGAUUAAGGGCAAGCUGGGCCGCGUAGAGCUGCGGAUCAUUGAGAAGCCCAGUCCGUACCUGCAUCCGUGUGACUGUGAGGUCCGGGGCGAGGAGGGCGGCGAUAUUGUUGGACUGGCGGCGUCGGAUGUUGGCCUUGGUGAAGGCAUGGAUUCGGCGAGCGUCUUUUGUCUGGUCGUCAUGUUCCAUCCGCACAACUUUGAGAACGGAUCCUACCUGGUGUUGUAUUUGCGGCCACGGGAGGAGAAGUCGGAUGAGUAUGUCCGCAUCGGGAACGGCAUGAUCAUGAACAAGGAAUGGGUCGAGGGGCUGACCGAGUCGGAACUGUAUUUGGUAUAG